UCGCACUUGCAGUCUUCAACUGCAAUUAGCAUCAGUUUCUCUCCUCCUCCUCCGUCGCUCCGCCUCUACUCCGCCGUCGCCCUGGAAGUAAUCAAAUCUCUCACAGGUAUACUCCAUCGCUUCCUCCUUGCUUAAUUUCGUCUCGUUCGUGUGAUUGAUUGGGUUUAGUAUACCAGCUUCAUGUUGAUUAACCAAAAAUGGGGGCUCGUUUGUUAUAAAACCCUCUGGCGGUGAAAUUUCAAAUACUUUGUAGUUAUUGGUAUACUUGACAAAAAUUGGGGAUGGAAUUUUGAUUUCGUGUUCUUAAGUUUGGGUUUGAUUGUUAUUUAACCAACUUGAAAUGGAUAAUUGGUUUUUGGUAAUUGUGAUGCAUGAUUAGACCGACUCACCAUGAAGAUCAACUGCAAUUGUUCACUAUCACUCCCCUUUAUAUUCAAACAGUAGCUUAGAGAAUCAGUAAUUAGCAUAAGUAGCGAUGGAUAAACUAUCGAAUUCGUUUACAUCGCUUGCGGUGGAUGCUGAAGAUGCUACUGGAUCUAGUUCAAUUGAAAUUGCUGCCCCUGAUAGUUGUGAAAAACCAGAUGGCGAUAAAGGAGUAGACGUUGGUGUAGAAGAUGAAACUAUGCUGAAAAAUGAAAACGGGGAUCAAACCUGGGAAACAAUUCCAGGAGAGUACAAGAUGCCACUUGUGUGGAUUGACCUGGAAAUGACUGGCUUGAAUAUUGAAAUUGAUAGAAUUUUGGAGAUUGCUUGUGUGAUCACGGAUGGAAAGUUAACGAAGUCAAUUGAGGGUCCUGAUUUGGUUAUUCAACAAACAAAGGAGUGUCUUGAUAAAAUGGGAGAAUGGUGUCAAGAACAUCACUCAGAAAGUGGUUUGACGGAGAGAGUCCUUCAAAGUACAAUAACUGAACAAGAAGCUGAAAAGCAGGUCAUCGAAUUUGUCAAGAAACAUAUCGGCACAUGUACACCUCUUAUUGCUGGAAAUUCUAUCUACACGGAUCUUCUAUUUUUAAGAAAGUACAUGCCAGAUUUGGCUGCCCUUUUCUCUCACGUGCUUGUUGAUGUAAGCAGUGUCAAGGCGUUAUGCAUCCGUUGGUUCCCAAAAGACAAGAAAAAGGCUCCCAAAAAGGAAAACAAACACAGAGCAAUGGACGACAUCAAAGAAAGCAUAGCUGAACUGAAAUUCUACAAGGACAACAUAUUCAAGCCCUCCAAAUCCAAGAGAUGAUUUAAAGAGACACCAUUUUGGUAUCAAGUCAAACCCCCGAUUUUUAUGAAGUUCGGUGAGAACCAGAUGGGAAGUAUUAAGUGAAUCAAUUGCAAGCUAUUCCGUCUUAGAUUGUAUUUUAGUUUAAAAUCAGUUUCUCCUAGAUACAAUUAUCCCCAGACGUGUGUACGUACACAGAUCUGUAUCUCUAUAGUGGGGUGUGAGUGUACAUAUCUCGCCGACUCGAACUCAAACCAGCGGUCUGUGAGUGUACAUUACUCUCCGACUCGAACUCAAACCAGCGGUCGUGGAGUGUGCAUAUACCAAAGUACAAAUCUUGAUUAGAGUGAGUUUUGAAACUGCACUUGUCUCAAUGUGAGGUUUUAUUUAUAUAUAUAGCCCCGGGAUCUGCUUAACCUGUU
Molecule: messenger RNA, 1629 nt
Organism: Erythranthe guttata (spotted monkey flower)
Lineage: Eukaryota; Viridiplantae; Streptophyta; Magnoliopsida; Lamiales; Phrymaceae
Source: RefSeq, a predicted model, not a curated record